Podarcis lilfordi (Lilford's wall lizard) is the source of this 41948-nucleotide messenger RNA. The record is from the annotation of a GenBank genome assembly. Lineage: Eukaryota; Metazoa; Chordata; Lepidosauria; Squamata; Lacertidae.
AUGGAAGAGAAAAGUCAUAUCAGGACACCAUUGGUUUCCAGGUUACCAAAGUAUGGAACAAAACCUGCUGGAAAUAUGCUACAGACCAUCCCAAAUGGGACAGCUGUUAAUUUAUCAGGGAAUACUCGGAGCGUUGACAAAAGUUUUGGCAAGCACAAUGGCACUAUUCGUAUGUCUUCCUUCUCUUUUAACUGGCGAAAAUCAAAUAAAUACCAACUGGGUGAUCAGGUCAGCAGUGAAUCUGACUCUAGUCAUAAUUCCAAUGAACGGCUGACAGAUUCUGAAAAGUGCCCUCAGUCUGAAGGAGCAGUUGGUAAAGAAGUGCUCAGGGUGGGUUCAAGCAACACCUUGUCAAAACUAGCUAAGCAAAACAGCAUGUUUGUGUCACCUACCGAAGAAUUAAACCAAAAGGCUUUGCCUGGGCUGUCUACUUCUGCUAAGUACAGUAAAAGUUCCUUGUUAGGCAGAACUUCAUUUUCUGGACUUCAUGCUCCAAAAUCACACUUGAAUGGAAUUUGUGGGAACCGUUCAACUAUAGGCUUGCAGAGGAAUAGAGGUAAUUCUACUGCUACCAGGAGCAGCUCAGGGGAGAGUCUGGCAAAAUUGACUGACAAUGAUAAAUCUUGUGAAAAAAUGGUUAGGUCACAAAGCUUUUCACAUUCCAUUCAAAGCUCUAUCUUGCCCCCUGCAACCCUAACUAGGUCACACUCUUUUAACAGAGCUGUGGAUCUUACAAGGCCUUAUCAAAACCAACACUUAACUAUUAGAGCAUCUCAGAGGUCAAAUCUAUUGUCAAGAAGUGCACGGCAGUUGGAUAUGCCCAAUGGCAAUGAACCAUUAAGAUAUGGGUUUUCUAGAUCAUAUGCUGCUUUAGCUCCCCCUGGUUUGAAAAAACAACCACUAUCCAAUGGCUCUGGGGAUGCACCUUCUCUCAGAUUUAGAACAGCCCGUCCAUCUUUAUUGAAGCCUAGCAACCAACAUUUGGGGAGAAAGAUCCCUGUGGAUGGCAGCACAAGUAAAGAUACCGAAAACUGCACAGAGGAGGACUUGAUCUCAACAAAUAGCAAUGGAGGAGUUGAUGCAAAAGGAAUGCAAAACAGUGAAAGAACUGAAGAUGGAGAAACUGUACAUAAUAAUGUAGAUAAAAUUAUUAGCAUGGAUGGUGAUGUUGAUGAAAUAUCUAUAUCUUCCUUGUCCUCUUCUGAGAAAAAUGAUCUGAGUGAAGACUUUAGUGAUGACUUCAUAGAUCUAGAAGAUCCCAACCGACCAAUAACAAUUCAAGAAGAAGUGGUUUCUGUUCAAGAGCUGGAGCACGGCAAUGGAAUACCUCUAGAUCAGAUUUUGUCUCUUAAGAAAAGUGAAAGAUCCAACUGUAAUUCUGAUGAAUGGCUGAAUAUACGUGUGUCUGGUAAAUAUGUUAUGUUUUUUCUUUCAAAAUGGGAACCUAAGCUCUUACAGUAUUGCCGCUACUAUUUUGUCACCUAAUAGCAUGCAUUAAAUUUUUUGGUUAGAUUAUAAAUAACAAAUAUGUGAAGAAGUCUACCAAUAGGUUUUAUUGAUUGUUCAAAAUUUUAUUAGUUUUUCUAUGUAUGUUUAAAGAAUAGGAUACAUGCACAGCCAGUUUUAGAGGAAACAACAAGUUAUUUCUUGGACUUGGGUGCUCUGGAGGAAGUUUUACCCAGUGUGUUUUGUCCACAAACACAUUAUUAACUAGUUCUAUAUACAGUGACACUAAGAAACUUGGCUCUAUUACAAAACUAUUUUUAAUUGUCCUAAUAGUACCACCAAGCAGCUAAUUUGUACGUCUCCUCAAACAAGGUAACUAUGAAGCUGUUCUACCAUUGAUUUCUGUUCAUCUUCCUGGAUUCUUAGUGCCAUCAUGCUAGUGGACAGUGUGCAGAUGCAAAUUCUAUGUUAAAAUAAUGUGCUUGAUCUAGCCAAAUUUGAGCAUAGUUUAAGUCCUCUUUAAUUUGAUGGAAAAGUUAAAAGCAAAUGCCUAACUUGUACCUACUGACGUCUAUGGAGUUUAUUAGUGCUUUAAACUGUGACAUAGUACUCAGUACUUUUAUAAGAAGCGGUUUAAGUGUGACAGUCUAACAUUUGUGGCAGAAGAAACUAUGGCAAGCUAUCAUUAUUAUUUAUUUAUUUGAUUUAUAUACCACCCUUUAUCAGUUAUGUUUGUUCUGGAAGGGCUAAUUUUAGAAAGUUAAAGUCUUGCCUCAUGUUCUCUUAGCCAUGUUUUGCACCAAAAGAAAAAUAGUUUAUACUAUAAAACACUGUCAAACUAUGAGUUGAGCUGUGAUCCUAAGCAUGUACACAUAGAAAUAAAUUAAUAUCAGUAGGUUUGGGCAUGUUUGCUUUAUAAAUUGAACAAUUUCUUAGAAAGUGUUGACAGAUGGAAUGCUUGUAGUUGUUAUCAGAAUAUAAGAGGUAAUCUGUAUCUUUAUUCCAACAACAGCAAGGGUCAAGAUUCAAGGACAGAGUCCUGUUUCUUCUCUUUGGUUGAAAUUUGAAAAGGGGAGACAAUUGACUUCUGCUUACUCCAAUGGAACAUAUAAAAUGUUUGCAACAUGAGGUUCCAUCUAGUCUGAGAGGAGGUUCUGAACAACAGAACAGUAUUUUGCCAAUUCUUACUGGAGCUCAUGAAUAGGUCCACUUUCUCAGCAUCCAAUGUUAAUACUGUGUUUUAAUUGUUGUAACCCAUUCUGAAAUAUUGGGGUGAAGGUUAAUGAAAAUAAAAAUAGUAAUUAUUAAUAAUAUCAACAGGAAAGAACUAUGUAGCUAAGUUAAGUUACAAAGUAUUGUGAGCUUGCCAUUCUUGAAUAUGUUUGUAACAUUGCUGGCCAACCUGUUUUACAAUAUUUACUUUUCAGAAAUAGUACAGAGAGAGAAGGCAUGUGGGUGGUGCUGUGGUCUAAACCAUAGAGCCUAGGGCUUGCUGAUCAGAAGGCCGGCGGUUCGAAUCCCCACAAUGGGGUGAGCUCCCGUUGCUCGGUCCCUGCUCCUGCCAACCUAGCAGAUCGAAAGCACAUCAAAGUGCAAGUAGAUAAAUAGGUACUGCUCCGGCGGGAAGGUAAACAGCAUUUCUGUGCGCUGCUCUGGUUCGCCAGAAGUGGCUUAGUCAUGCUGGCCACAUGACCUGGAAGCUGUACGCUGGCUCCCUCGGCCAGUAAAGCGAGAUGAGCACUGCAACCCCAGAGUUGCCCGCGACUGGACCUAAUGGUCAGGGGUCCCUUUACCUUUACAGAGAGAGAAACUGAGGCAACUCUUGAUAACUGCAUGUAGGUAAUGCAGCAUGUAAAUUGCAAAUUUUGAGAGUUUGUGUAUAAUGUUAACUUCUUGCUUUUGCUUUUAUUUAAAUAGUAGAUGACAAGAGUGAAAGUGCAAAACAUCCUGCUGGGAGCAAUGUGAUUUCCUCUGACAUGGACUACAGAGCUGGCUCUUCCUUUGAGCUUUCUCCAUCUGAUAGCUCCGAUGGAACCUAUAUGUGGGAUGAAGAAGGGUUGGAGCCCAUUGGAAGUGUCCAUCCAUGUGGAAGUUAUGAUUCUUCAGAAAUGAAUAGUAUAGUAAGUAUAACUUGUUUAUUAUUAUUGGGAUAGUAUUCAAAAGCAGUUAACUUUCUGCAAGGCUCACAAUAGCCUAGUUCACCUGCAACCUUAAAUUAUAGUCUUAAAACAAGACUGCUUUAACAAAGAUGAAUGCUUUGCUGCUCCCCUGUUCCUAGUUUGACAUUAUGCGCAACCUGAGCUUGUGCUGAUUUGAUAGAUCUUGGUUUCUGUUCUUCGUUUGGGUUUGCACAUGAUGAACCAAGCUUUGGCUUGUUUAGUCUCCCAGUGACACAAGGGGUAAAAUGCUUGUGUUUAUUUAAAUAGAGUUUAACUUAAAGGGAGUAUGGCAUCCUUUGUAAAUAGGCAACACACUUCUGAUGCAGGUGAAAUGAGACCAUUGCAAUAUUUUGUAUUAUGCUCAAACGCCAAGUCUUCCAAUAUCACAUUUAUCACAAUUCCAAAAUCACAAUUAUAUUUGAGGACAGUGACUUUUUUCUCUUUCUUCUGACUAUCUGCUUUAAAUCGUGAAAUGAUGUAGAAACAAGUUCUUGCUUGCAAUUUGAUACAGUAAGCCUGCAACUUGUGUGCUUUUAACAAAUGUGCAUUCAGAUUUAUGGGUGAGACAAUUUUUUUAAAAAAGGAUGGUUGGGGUUCCUGGAAAAAUGACUUUGGUAAUCCCACCCUCCAUUGAACCCAAUGUUUUAACUACAUGCAAUUUUGCUGGAAUUCAGUUUUUAAAGUCAUAACCAAUUGAACAGUAGCAUGUUAAUUUAAAAUCUGGAAUUGUAGAUUGGAAAUAGUUGAAAUCAGAGCUGCAGGUUUUCAUUAUUAUUACUAUAUAUUUAUACCCCAUCUUUUUCCCUGGUAGGCCUCAAGGUAGUUUAGUCACCUGAAGUAUGUGCUCAUAAAUGUAGCAAAGUAAUAUAUGAUGCAGAGAAUAUUUUGUAUUUUCAUGAAUGGUUGUCUGCAUUUAACAAACUCUUCAACUAGUGUCCUCACUUAUGUGAACAUGAAACAGAAAUAAAAGCUUUUGGUCAGAACAGGUAUUGUAGAAUUAUUUCCAUUAAGAAACACUUGCCACAGUAGCAGUUGCUUCUGUUGUUGGGAUAGGUAGAAUCUGGUAUUGGGUUUAGAAUUGAGGGAGAAUAAACUUUUUAAAUAGCCCUUAUUGCUGCAAGGAUAUGCUGAAAUAUGUGUGGGCAAUGCCAGCUGAUAUUUCAGAAGCUGAAGAAAUGCUAAAAUUUCCCAUGCCUGGAGGUGGGCUUCAUAGUCUGGAGAGCAGAAUGGCUUUACAUAAUCCAGAAAAUGUGCUUUUGUUCAUUUUGGAUAACUUACAUAGGGUGCUGAAUUUGGAUUGCCUAGGUUGAGAAUUGUAAUUUAGUGAAAAAGUAAAUGCAACAAUAGCUCUUCUAAAGCAGGGUUCUGAGAUCCUGCUGUGAAAAAUUUCACAACUUCCAAUUGCUUCCUGCAUUUGCUUUUUAGUGGUUAUCUCCUUGCAUUCUGUGGUUACAGCUGCUGCAUAAGGCAGUGCUUGUUUCCUCUUACCACAGGAGAGCUACUAGCUGCAAUUGAAUGAUCUGCUUGAAGUUGCAGAUGGGCUGUGUUCUAGCUGCCUUUGACUAUUCAUCAAAGAAAAUAUUUAAAACAAAACUGGCAAUGAUGAUACCUGGUGAAAAGUGAAAAGUAUCUUGCAACAUUAAUAUACCGUAUUUUUCGCCCUAUAGGAUGCACUUUUCCCCCUCCAAAAAUGAAGGGGAAAUGUGUGUGCGUCCUAUGAGGUGAAUGCAGGCUUUCGCUGAAGCCUGGAGAGCGAGAGGGGUCGGUGCGCACAGACUCCUCUCGCUCUCCAGGCUUCAGGAAGCUAUCCGCAAGCCUGGGGAGACCGGCACGACUUCCCGCUGGUCUCCCCAGGCUUGCGGAUAGCAGCCUGUUCUGGGGGCUGGGGUUGGGGGAAGCUCGGGCUUCCCCCGCCCCAGCCCCGUGCCUGGGGGGGAAAUAAUUUUUUUUCUUUAUUCUCCCCCCCCCAAACUAGGUGCGCCCUAUGGGCCGGUGCGCCCCAUGGGGCGAAAAAUACAGUAAUUCAUUUCACUAAGCCACAUUGUUAAACUCUGAUUUAGAUUACUUAUAAAGACUGCUAGAUGCGUUGCCUGUAUGAAUUCUUUUGAUUUUUUCAGAGGGACAAAUUCUGGAUAAAGAUCUUUCAAAUAUAAUGAUGUAGGGGGAAAAUAUUCUGUACUUGAAGACAGACAGAAAGAAAUUAAUUUUCUCUAUAAGCCCCCUGUCCUUCUUUUAGCAGUGCUUUCACUUUUUCUUUUCUAAGAGUCUAACUGUCUCCCAGUCUGUCUUGCUCCUGCUGCUGCUUUACUUAAAGAAAUCUGAAAUCAUCUUUAUAUUUUUAGCACUAUAAAUAUAUGUGUAACCUGCUCUGAACUCUGAAGAUCAGGCAGGAGAGAAAUUCAGAUAAAUGUACCUUCAAGAUUUGUUUGAUAGUCAUUAUGCCUAAAAUAUAUUUCACUUUGAAAGUAUGUAUUGAAAUUCUCAAGUCUAGCAAGAUUAGUUUGGUUUCCCAGGCAACUGGAGGUCUUUAUUUGGCUAACCACAACUACAUUUCUGUAAGGCUGAGUAAAAUUCCUAGAGCUCUUGUUCAGCUGAAACUCCCUCUUGUAGAGAUCAAAGAGAAUAAAUCUAUUGCUUAAGUAUUUAUCUCCUUCAAGAGUGUAUCUUUUUCUUUUUGUGAAACCUGUAGAUUUUUGUAGUAAAACCACAAUCACUGACUCUUGUUCAUAGUAUGAAAUAUAAAUGGGUUUGGAAGGGGUUACAGUUUGAGUUGGAAGUUUCAUGUAAGAAGCAAUAGCCUAUGUAAUGUUACCUGAAGCUGUGCUUAGUUGUCUGAUGCUUGUAAAUAUCUGUAAUCAAAAUGUGUUAAACUGCAUGAAAAAAUGCAGGCAUUUAAUCAUAGAUUUGGAACGGAUCAUGGAGUUCAUUUAGUCCAACCUCUUGCCCCGUGCAGGAUCUUCAAUACAGCUAUUGCACCCCUGAUAGACGGUUGUCCAGCCUUUGCUUAAAUAUCUUCAUUAAAGUAGAGCCCACCCCCUCCUGAGGUAGCUCUUACAUUGUCAAACAGCUCUUACUGUUAGGAAGUUUCUCUAAUGGUCCUGUUUACACUCUGGUGCUGCUUGCCACCUCCCCAAAGGCAACAGGUUGGCCACUAGGAGAACGAGAUGCUGGACUAGGUGGGCCUUCCACCUGAUCAAGCAAGGCUCUUUUUACAUUAUUUAGCUGAAACCUGGUUUCCAUUUCCACAUCUUAGUUCUAGUCUUGUCCUAGAGAGUAACAGAGAGCUAGCCAGCUCUGCCUUCUGCAUGACAAUAUCACCAUCCUGUUUCUCUCCAGCUAAACAUAUCCAGCUGUUCCUCAUGUGAUUUUGUUUCUAGAUUCUUCACCAUCCUGGUCACCUUCCUCUGGACAUGCUGCAGAUUGUCAGUGUCCUACUUAAAAGGCAGUGUCCAGAGCUGAGCAUAGUACUUCAGAUCUGGUCUGCUUAGCAGCGAAUAGUGUGUGUUUCUGUCAAUGCUGCCGGAGAUUGCAUUUAGGAUUUUACUAACCUCUUUGAACUGCUAGUUCAGCUUUAUCUUGUGACUAAUUUAGACAAAUAUUUUCAAAGUACUGCUGUAAAGCUAGGUUUAUUCCCUUCCUAUAUUUGUGUAUUUGAUUCUUGGUACCUAAAUGCAGGAUUUUAUUUUUAUCUCUGCUGAAUUUUUAUCAUGUUGGUUUGGGUCCAUUGUUCCAACCAAGAUAAAUGCAAGCUGCGUAUUUGAUAAGCUUCCCCUCUACUUUGACCAAGUCAUUUGUAAAAAUGUUGAACAGCAUAGUGCCUAAGGCAGAGCCCUAUGCCAUUCCGAUGAAAGCCUUCCUUGAGCUUGAUAAAGUCAUUAAUGAGCACCCACUGGGUACAGUUGUUCAACCAGCUGUGGAUCUACCCAAGACUUGUAUCAUCUAACCCAUAUUUUACCAGCUUGUCAACAAGGAUAUUGUGCAAAUUUUGUAAUGUUGGUAGCUGUUUUAGAGUACAUUAGUCAUUUUAUGAGAUAGUAUCUCUCUCCAUUUGAAGAAUCCCUUAAAAAUAAACAUAUAAUCUAACUCUCUCUGUAAAGUCGGUUGAAUUCUCUGUGGUGCUGAAUAUCUAGUGCACUUCUUGGUAACUUCAUGAAUGGAGGCUAGAUGGCAGUAUAAGAGCAUAAGCUGAUGGUUUAAACAACCUUCGAAUCAUGUCAGGUGGACAGCUUCCAUGGUGCCUCCUUUAUUCUUUAUGUAAUUGAAUAUAAAAAUACAGUAUUAAAUGCAAAUAUCUGCAGCUGUGAAUGUAUCUACUUUCAUUUGCCAUAGUGAAAGUGUCUAUGCUAUACAUAUCUAAUUAUUUGCACAGCAGUUAGCAUGCUUGCCAUAGCUUUCCAAUGAGUAAAAUAUUGAAAAACUUACCAGGUACAAAGUAUCAUUAGUAUGGUGUUAGUUCCACUUAAAUGACCCUGCCUAUAUUUUAUAUCUGGUGAUAGUAACUCUUUGCUGCUAUUGCACUAUUUUAAAGGUCUUUAUUUUAUUUUAUUUUAUUUUAUUUUAUUUAUUUAAAACAGUUCUGCCCUGCCAGCCCACUGAAAGGACUUCACUAAUUUAGUUUUGCUUUUCAUACCAUGAAAUUUAAUCAUGUAAAUUUACUAUGUGUUCUUUGCUUGACUUUGUGAAUUUACAUAUUUAAAUAUUUGCUCUGCAUAUUUUGCUCCCAUUGUAUAUAACAAAUUUGCAUUUUCAGUACCUUUGUUUUCCAUUUAAUUUAGAAGUAGAGAAUACUUCCCAUAAUGCAAAUUUUAAUACUUCUAUAUUAGCAGAUUAUUAAGUGUUUUGUAAUAAGCUGCUAGACUUUGCAUAAGCAAAUGUAUUGGUAGUAUUAAUAUUUUUUAAAAUGCAGCUCAAAGGAACUUAAAAUUUAAUAUUUCCUUUCUGUGAUCUUGCUGUGAAGCAAGUUUUGGUUUUGCUGAUGUCCUAAACUAGAUCAUGUUCAUGUUUCUGUUCCCAGCUUUCUGGGUUCAAUUCAGCUAAGGUUUUGAAUAGGUGGAGCAAGGUUUGCUAAUGCAAUGGGACUUUCUCCCCUCUCCCUGUGUGCUCCUUACACUCCCUAAAACUCUUCUGCCCUCCCCCCCCCCCCAUUUAGGUGGUGUGGGGUUACACAAGGGGUGGAAAGGAAGUCCUGUUGUAGAAGCAGACUUCAUUUUGCUCUUACAUACCCCCCUUAACACUGUCUGGAUCUAGACACAUCAAAGAAGUAUUUCAGUUUAAAGCAUUGUAAAUUUGAACAGGGAAAACAGGUAGAGAAAAAUGGGACACUACAUUGCCAUCUGGUGGCACCAUGUUGUAUCACAUAUGCAACACAUAUAAAUUGCUUUUUCUUUACCAGUCUAGCUGAGUCCACUAUAUUGAACUCCACCUUAUGUAUCUAGUGUGUGUGUAUAUACGUAUGUGCUAUAGGUUUCCUGAAUGUUGUUUGAAGAGACAAGUAUUAAAUUAAGUAUUUGGGGGUUAGGGUUGCUGCUGGGGGAGCAGAGAGUAUAUUUUGUGUCGCUGGUAGACUGUUGUGCAAUUUCUGGUUGACCACCUAACAGGUCCUAACACCUACUAGCAGCUGGGAUUUUCCAAAGAAUGCUGGACUAUGUAGGUAUUGAUUUUACCCACCAGCAAUGAAAUGGUACACACUCAGUACCACAUAACACAGAUUAGUUAUGCCUUAACUGUUGGGAGGGCAUACUUGUGGUCUUUUGUUUCAUAAUAUAAGAUGUAUCUUUGAACCAUGGUAAUUCUAGUCUAUUGUUGUUUUUAAAGAAAAUGCCAAGCAAGAUCUAAAGUCUGCCUGUCCCUGCCUUACAGGAUGUUAUCAAACUGUAGUUGUAUUCCUGGUAUAUUUUUGUGCAUUUCAGGAAAUGGGUGUGCUAUGAACUAAGUAUAUCCCUUAGUAGUGGUAGUAAAUGUGCAUUUUAAGUCAGUAAUGCUAAUGCUUUUUUAUGAUAAUCUAUGAGCAUGUUUGUCAUCUCAGUCUGUUCAUUAAACCUGGGCCUUAGAUAUUAUAAUACGUAAAACAAAGACAGCAUUGUAAGUGUUGUUUUCCAUUCUUCUCAUAGACGUUAUACACAGGAUGGCUGUCCUCAUUUUUCUUUUUUUUUAAUCUCCUCUAGUAUAUGGUAUGUAUGCAUUCAUUCUCGGAUUUGGUUUUAAGGAGCUUGAUUAUAUUACUCCGAAACCUUCAGAGAUGCUAACGAACGUUGUUUAAUCUUUUAGAUUAUCUAUAUUUUCAUUUUGAAUGUGGGACUGCUUUCCAGAUUUUUUCAGAGUAAUGGUGUUGGUUUGUUGCUGUUCAAAACCAAAACUUCUUUACCAGUAAGACACUUGUCUGUGUUUUGUUUCCAAACUUACCAAAGCUUGGUGGUUGCCUUUGGCAACAAAAUAAAAUAGAGAGUUGUAGAAGGCACGCCCUGCCACGCUGAGCAAAUAUGAGCCUAUAAAGAGAAAUGUGGGAGGAAUCAAAGUAGAUGAGAACCCUAGGAAUGAGUAAUACUGCUGCAGUUGGCACUGACCUACAUGUUUAAAUCUUACAAGCUAGUGAAAAGUAACCAUAUUGAUAGAAACCAUCCCAGUUCACACACUCCAUGCAGAACUAGUAUAAACACGUAGAGAUGGAGGUUGAGGUUUCAGUACACAUUCUGUGGGCAGAAACCAGUGGAAAGUUCUCCUUCACAAGUGUUUUUGAAAAUAACCAGGGAAGCUUUGUAAAAGCAUGCCUUUAAUUUUAAUUCCAUGUGUGCUAGUGACAUACCAUUUUAUCCGUAUGUUCUAAACAUGUAGAAUUUUUUUUGAACUUCCUGCACUCAUUCUUGUAGGAUGGGUGGGGAGAGUAAAAAGUUUCUUGAAGAAGUGGAAUCACAUUCUAGUGCAGAGGAUAGAAAUCUAAUGAGUUCUUUUAAUUUGUUUUAAAAAGGAGCAUGUACUAAUAUUUUUGAUAACACCAUUACAAGCAAUAUGAAUGCUUGUUAUUACAGAUGAAUUAUUAUUGUGCUUAGUUAUUGCCUUCACAUUUGUAUAGGCUAGCUAUCUUACACCUAAUAUCUGGCACAUGCGUAGCUACCAUGGAGAGCAAAUGUGUGCUAAAUCUCCCUAUUUUUUGGUGUUUGCAUCUAAAUGAAUUAAAUUUGUUAAAUUGGAAGAGACAUUUUUUUUGUCCAAAUAAAUUAUUCUUUAAUAUUUACUUCAGCAAAUACUUCAUGGAUGUUUUUGUUUUGAUUUUUUUUUUUUGCUUGCUUGCCUGAGUCAAUAAGAUGAUGGAGGGGUGGUGCCUUCAAAUGCUAAUAGUAGCACUUCUUUGUCACCAUGACAACAGGCAUACUGACCUAUGUGAUUGUUUAGUUGGCUUCAGGGAGACUGGAGAUGUUAAGGCAGUGUCAGUGGUUGCUGCUUCCUGAUUGGACAGCUAGUUGAUUAAGGUUAGAAGGACUCCCUGACUUACCACAUGGUUUCUAUGGUAGCUGCAAUAGUAAGCCUAAGUUGUGGAGCAUUUUUACACUUAAUCAUCUUCCUUUUUUCAUUCUUAAAGGUAUGAAUGCUAUUACAUUGUGUUAAUUGUGUUACCUGGGUAGGAGUUAAGUUGUGUGAUGUUCUAAGUCUGAUAGCUCAAAACAUAACAACAUAAAAUUCUAUAUAUCAGUUGCCCCCCUCCUUUUUGAGAAAGAGAGAAUAUCACUGUUGGGAUUGCUAGUCAAGCCUUACUUUUCUGUAACUUUCUGACUUGUUUCAGUAAUGGUUGUAAGGCAAUGGGGAGAACAAAACCUUGUCUGCCAAUCCUUCAUUUAUUUGAGUGCAGGAUAUCACUAAGCUUGACACUAUGGCAUGGCCAGUGAGCUUUGCCCAGAUGUGUCUAAGUUUAUAUUGUUCUCUAUCAUUUUGUUUCCCAUGUUGUUUCAAUUUCUUAAUUUUAAUGAGAUGAGGCAGCUAAAUAUCAGAAUUAAGUUAGGGUUGUUUUUUUUUACUGCAAGGUAUUUACUGAGAUACAGGGACUCUCAGUUUCUUUUGACAGAUAUAUUUGUGCUGUUUUUAACGACAGAGUAAUUUUCAGCUAAUAUUUUUCUAACGUAAUAGACUUAUUAAGAUUGAUAAAAUUAUAAGUUUACUCAGUAACUAUCUAUAUUUAAAAAUCACUUUCAAAACUAAAUUAUAUAGAGCAGGCAGGGGGAACCUCCACCUUGUAGGGAUCCUAAUUUUGUCCACAAGGUUCUCUUCCCUAAGUGAUGCCCACCUGCCCCACAUCUGCUAUCAUGUCAAAUGUGAGGCAGGUAAAGACUUGGCUACAAAGGAACAGUUGGAUGCCUUAAAGUACAGAUUGGCACUGACAGCAAUCCCCCUCUCCCUAGGAUCAACUGCAGUAGGCAGUUUCUGACCAGGAGCUCCUGAGGGCAACUGAUCCUUGCAAGCCCCACUUUCGGUAUAGAUCUUCCUUCGCAGCCUGGUGAUGGCAGGUGACUGACAGGUGGAGAGCUGCACCCACCUAUUAAAGGGGCCUGUGGGAUUGCUCAGUUCUAGCUGGCCUAGCUAUCCCUGAAGUUUCCCCUACCCUCUGCAUCUGGCAAUUUACAUCUGUAGAUGAAUCUGCUGUAGCCAUUGGAAUGAUUCUUCUGUCCCUCUGCAUGACUAACAUUGCAGUUGUUCAGGCAGGCAGGUCUAAUACCUUUCUAGCUUUGGUUUCUAAGCCUGUCUAUUUUUUAUGUGGAAGAUUCAGCACCAUAAAACUAGUGCAUUAUAAGAAAGGGAAGGGAAGCUAGUUCUCCUGGUACUUCCAGGAGCUUGAAAAGAUGACACACCUUGGCUUGGAGCAUGGUAAUUUCACUUUGGUGUUCUGAUGUGUGAGACAGUUGGAGAGUCAAUGAAAUGUUUAUUUCAAAAGGCACAUAGUUUAAACUGGAGAGACAGACACAAAUGUGCACAUCUUGUAGCAGGUAUUUUUUAUUUUCUUGUAGGAUAUUUUGAAUAAUCUUGAUUCAUGCGAUCUUGAAGAUGAUGAUCUUAUGCUCGAUGUUGACUUACCUGAAGACGCACCCUGUGAUAAUGGUUAGUGAAAUAAUUUGAAUAUGUUUAAAUGCUUUAUUGCAACUUCCCUUACCCUGGUUACUUUGGUUGCCCAUCUCUCUUUCCUUGCCAACUAUGACUGUCAUUUCCUGAACUUGGGAAACAUCCACAGAGGUACCAUCAGCAACACUGAGCCCUGUGUUCAGCUUCAUGUCUUUAUUCAGGGGAAAUUGCUGCUCCUACUACUGUAAUACAGCUUCUAAAGCAUCCUAUUCUGAAAACAGCAUUUCCUUAAAACCUUUUUCAAACAGUUUAUGAGCACUAAUUUUACUUUGUGUCAUGGCUUUCAGCUUUCAAAGUACUUUUAAGGAGAAUUCUUGAUGUGUUUUGUAUUGCAUUCUGUAUGAGAGAUUUUUAAAUAAUCACAUACUUUUUUUGUGUAAAAGCCCAGCCAGAGUGUAAAAGUAUUUUAUACAAAUACUUUUGGCUGUCUUAGGAUUAAGUUGUGAAAGCUGUUACAUGUAGACGGAGUUCUAAUAUCUGUUGAAGAAUAGCUUUUAAUAUAUGAUUGUGCUGAAUGUUUUAAUGCACCUUACUUUAUACUUGUUAGAUUCCUCAUAAAAAGUUUAUUAAAUAAGUUUGUUAGAAUAGUUCAUAGGGCUGUAUUUUACUUGUUACAUUUUGGAGUCUGUGAGGGAACUUGCACUCUAUUUAUAGCAGCCGUUCUAGUGCAGCAAGUAUGUUCUCAGUGAGCAAGGCGGUAGUUCUAAAUCACAGGGUCAAAUUGGGCUCAUUUCCCAACAAUACGCAAGCAGGGAAUGAGCAGGAAGGAAGGCCUGUUUACCACGGUCUUAUGCAAAACUAUGUCUGAGUAGGCAGUAGAAUAAGACUGCUCAGUUUUAUGAAAAGCUUCUCGUAGCCGAGGCCUGACAAUGUGAAGAGAAAGUGUCUGGGUAAGUAAAAAGACUUAAGGGUUUCUUGAAACUUUUCCUUCCUGGCAGUAUUUUCCAUUAUUAUUUUUUACUUGGCUUUUAAUAGCUUGUAAGUAGCUGCCAGUCGUAGCUUUCACUGACUAAUCUGUUGUUGUUGUUGUUGCUCGUGCAAACUGAGAGAUCUCUGAAAUCUCAUUUUCAUUAUAUGUGAUAGAAUGUAUAUGUUAAAACUUUUUUGUAUUUAAAAAAGCUUUCUGUUUAAAUAUUCAUAUAUCUAUCUUGCCAUAAAAUGAAAUGCUGUUUCUGUUGCUUUUAAAGGUUGCUCUUAAAUCUUAGGAUUCUGAUGGCAAGGGAAUUUCUCAUUACAACAGAAAAUACUACUGAAUUCUGUCGGCACCAGUUUUAAGUUUUGAUUACUUCUUGUCCUUUGUGAUUGAAGCAAUAAGUUUCUUAACUGAAGUAGUAAUGUGACCUUGUGGAUGCAGUUAUUUAAAACAUAUGUAUCCUGCCUUUUGCUGUUGAACUGAUGAACAACAGUAAUUAAAGCCUCAUCACAGUUUUAUACAAAUAAUUAAAAGCACCAAGUUAGCAGCAGUAGCAGUUGAUAACACAAAUUUGUUGUACAUCAGUUCCUGUACUUAUUUCUGUACAUCAUUGUAAAUCAGUAAUGAGUUCUAUCUGGCAGCCACUUUGCAUUUCUGGGUGAUCAUAUUUCCAUUUAGAUGAAUAUUGAAAUAGUUUCUAUUAUCUAUGUAGUGGAUUGUGAAAAUAUGAAUCGUUAUGAGCGGCCAGAAAGAAAUAUUCGACAGCAGAAGGAGGGGUUGUGGAAGAGGACACCACAACGAUGGAAUGCCCAAGACCAUUAUCAUCUUGGUCAUACUGACCAUUGUUCCCAUAGUAGAAAUGAUCUGAACAGGUAAGGCCCUUACUUUUCACUCUUUUUUUUUUGUUAAAACUAUAUGUAAUAAAAGAAAAUUAUUAUAAAUUAGUUUGGAGAUGGUAUUGAAUUUAACACCAGUCAGAUUUAAUCAAAUAAACAAGGAUUAUUCGGUGUUAUGUUGGAGGGGAUGCAAGGAAACAGGAUUAUGUUCACAUGUGGUGGGGAUGUAAAUAUGUACAACUUCUUUGGCAAAGGGUGUUUAAGGAGAUAACAGAAAUCAUUUGGUUAAAGCUGACUGAAAGUACUUAGUGCUUGUAGUCUACAGUUUAUAUUGUAGAAAAGGCUACUUUUUCUUGCAUAUACUGUACAUGUGCUGUCGAAAAACAAAGGUAUCCUUUUUUCUUCAAGACUAUUUGAGCCCUAUGCAUAAUUGAUUGAUUUAAGGAUGGAGUGAUAGCUGUAGUAAUAUUUGAUUGGUAUUAAAGAUUUCAGAAUGUGUCUCUUACUGAAGUACAUAAUAAGAUUGUCUAUUGAAACAUUUCUAAAACACGUUUCAGGAGCUGCAACUAUUUUGACUCUCCUCCUGUUGGCCACCUUGAAGGAUAUGGAGCACCAAGCUUGUACCCACCUCUGAGAAGUUUGCCGGCAAACACUGUGAUGCUGGAUGAAAUGACCCUUCGGCAUAUGGUUCAAGACUGCACAUCUGUGAAAACUCAGUUAUUAAAAUUGAAAAGAAUAUUUAAUCAGGUUAGCACGUUUUUAACAACAUGGGAAUUGAAGGGACACUUGUCACUAGUUUGUGUUACGGUACUUGAUGCUAAUAAGUGUGUGUGUGUACAUACAUGCCACUAUACCAGCUGACCUAACCCUCCUUUGAUUCUAGUCUUUAUUAUCAAGUAAAACACUAGGGUGGCUUGGUGUUGUUUUUUUAAAAAAUAGCAAGCAAUCGUAUUUCAUUUGAAUUAAAUUGCUUGAUUUGUAAUCAGUGUUAGAAACUGAAAUAUGAAAGCUAGGAGCUAAAUGGCACCUUAAACCUAGGUUAUGGGCACAACAACGGAAUGUCUACGCACACUUUUUUUAUAACAAGAAUACAUAGCUGAAAAUGCAGCUAAAACAAUACGUUCAUUUUUCACAUAGUCUAGUCCUUCCCCUGCCCACCCCUCUACAAUUCUUAAGAGGGUCUCAUUUCCAGUCUUCAGAGAGUAGCUGGAAGUGGGGAGGCAGAAAAGAUCCUCCUUUUCUUCUACUCUGCAGUUUUAACCUGAAAUCUUAAGCGCAGUACUGUGCCCAGUGCUCAGAAACUGCUUGUGCUAAUGAAAUUCCCUGUUGCCAAUGAGCCUAGAACAAUUGGAGUUUCGAACACUGUUUGUGCUCAAACCCAUAGAAGUGAAGCAAAAUCUUUUAGAAUGCCCUAUGUCACUGAAGGUCACUUCAUAAGUUCCCCUUCAUGCAAGGGGGAGCAGAAGUACAUGUUUUGCCAAAUGUGUGAUGUGGUUCUGUCAUGGGGAGGAAAUAAACCUGUGUACAGGGGGUUAGAUUAGAUGUGAGGAACUGGAACCUUCGGGCUUCCAGAUGUUGCUGAACUGUGACCCUCAUCAUCCCUGGCUAUUGCCUAUGUUUUCUGGAGCUGAUGGGAUGGGAGUUAUAGUUCAACAUCUGGAGGGCCAAGGGUUCCCUACACUUGCUUUAGAUGAAAUAAUGGUUGUGAAUGUUCUAACACUUCUCAACCAGAUUUGUAGUGCUCAUAUUUCUAUGGUGUUAAUUCACAUGUGUAUGGAUUGUUUUUCUUCUGCAUAAUAAUUCAAAAAAGAAAAAGGUGUGAUUGUUAGAGAGACUUGCAUACAUAGAUUUAUUGAUCGGAUCAUACAAAGCUUUAGUCAAAGAACUGAAAAUGUGUAAGUUAAAUUGAGUGUUAACCUAAUUGUUCUGGACUGGAUUUGCAAAUAACUAGUCUAAGCCUCGUUGGAGAGAGGGAGGCCUGCUUCUGAAGUUACUUUGAGAAAACAAUAACCGUAAACGUCAUCCCUUUUUCCUGCCCAUAACUGUCUUGGCUCAGCCUUUCUAUUUUUGUACCUGUGAAUAACAUACCUGACUUUUCUAAGUACGAAAGGACUUCAGCUUCAAGAAACCCUACCCAGUAAUGGACACUCUAGCUGCCCUCCCUCUAGUCAGGUCCUCUGGCAAGUAGAGUACUGCUGUUAGCUACAGAGCAGCCUGGAUGGAAAGGCAGAACGCUCCUUCCUUUAGGAACUGUGCUUCCAGGGUGCUUGUGUAUGUAAAGCCCUGCUCUUAACUCCCACUCUGCUAUUUUAUUAUUAUUACAGUUGAUCUGUUACUCACCUGGUAAACCACUGUCUCAAGGCCAUUUACAUGUAAGAUAAUUAAAAACACAAAAACAACAGAUACAUUUAAAACAAUACUAAAACCCCAACAGAUGGACACUCAUGAUAAAGACCCAUUUAUCCAGCUGGGAAAACCUGCCGGAACAAAAAUAUAAGGCACAGCAUUUUGAAGGCUUCCUCCUGCGCAUCUUUCCCUCUCAGUUACAGCUGUGUCUAAGAGCACUAUGUAAUGAGGGAACAGAUUUCAGUACCUGCUCCUCAAACUGCUUUUUCUUGGGGAAAGUGAAAUAAAACAUCACAUCAUUGUGCCCCCAAGUCUAAUGUGUGCUACUAGUACAAAUUAUGGUACAUUGAGUUGAGUGGGAUCAAUUCCAAUCUGUUACCUCCGAGGAUGUGGACAGGCUGCUUGGAUGAGUGAAACCAACCACCUGUCUCCUGGAUCCUUGCCCAUCCUGGCUUAUAAAAGCUAGCCGGGAAGGACUGGGCGAUGGGCUUCGUGGGGUGGUGAAUGCUUCCCUCCAUGAGGGAGCCUUCCCAGACCCGCUGAAAGAGGCGGUUAUUAAACCGCUUCUUAAAAAACCAUCUUUAGAUGCGGCCACGAUGGCCAACUAUCGCCCAGUCUCAAAUCUUCCAUUCUUGGGCAAGGUGAUUGAGCGAGCGGUUGCUGAACAACUCCAGGCACGCCUGGAAGAAGCGGACCAUUUGGAUCCCUUCCAGUCGGGAUUCAGGCCUCAUCAUGGGACUGAAACUGCAUUGGUCGCACUGGUUGAUGAUCUCCGGCGGGCUAGGGACAAAGGUGAGAGCUGUUUCCUAGUUCUGCUGGAUCUCUCAGCGGCGUUUGAUACCAUCGACCAUAACAUCCUUCUGGACCGUCUUGAGGGGCUGGGAGCUGGGGGCACUGUCAUACAGUGGUUCCGCUCCUUCCUCCUGGGCCGUGUUCAGAAAGUGGUGGUGGGGGAUGAGUGUUCAGGCCCCUGGGCUCUCACUUGUGGGGUGCCUCAGGGUUCUGUCCUCUCCCCCAUGCUUUUCAACAUUUACAUGCAGCCGCUGGGAGAGAUCAUCAGGAGGUUUGGGCUGGGUGUUCAUCAGUAUGCGGAUGAUACCCAGCUCUACCUCUCUUUUAAAUCAGAACCAGUGAAGGCGGUGAAGGUCCUGUGUGAGUGUCUGGAGGCGGUUGGAGGAUGGAUGGCGGCUAACAGAUUGAGGUUGAAUCCUGACAAGACAGAAGUACUGUUUUUGGGGGACAGGAGGCGGGCAGGUGUGGAGGAUUCUCUGGUCCUGAAUGGGGUAACUGUGCCCCUGAAGGACCAGGUGCGCAGCCUGGCAAUCAUUUUGGACUCACAGCUGUCCAUGGAGGCACAGGUCAAAUCUCUGUCCAGGGCAGCUGUUUACCAGCUCCAUCUGGUACGUAGGCUGAGACCCUAUCUGCCUGCGGACUUUCUCGCCAGAGUGGUGCAUGCUCUGGUUAUCUCCAGCUUGGACUACUGCAAUGGACUCUACGUGGGGCUACCUUUGAAGGUGACUCGGAAACUACAACUAAUCCAGAAUGCGGCAGCUAGACUGGUGACUGGGGGCGGCCGCUGAGACCAUAUAACACCGGUCUUGAAAGACCUACAUUGGCUCCCAGUACGUUUCCGAGCACAAUUCAAAGUGUUGGUGCUGACCUUUAAAGCCCUAAACGGCCUCGGUCCAGUAUACCUGAAGGAGCGUCUCCACCCCCAUCGUUAUGCCCGGACGCUGAGGUCCAGCGCCGAGGGCCUUCUGGCGGUUCCCUCAUUGCGAGAAGCAAAGCUACAGGGAACCAGGCAGAGGGCCUUCUCGGUAGUGGCGCCCGCCCUGUGGAACGCCCUUCCAGCAGAUGUCAAAGCGAUAAACAACUACCUGACAUUCAGAAGACAUCUUAAGGCAGCCCUGUUCAGGGAAGUUUUUAACGUGUGAUAUUUUACUGUAUUUUUGGUUUCUAUGGAAGCCGCCCAGAGUGGCUGGGGAGGCCCAGCCAGAUGGGCGGGGUAUAAAUAAUAAAUUAUUAUUAUUAUUAUUAUUAUUAUUAUUAUUACAUUGGUAAAAUGUAUGAUUAAUUGAAAUCUUCCAUUUUCUAACAUAUCAGUACAGUGCUGGCUUAGUAGAGGAAGUUCGCUUAUUACAGUUAUGAUGUCACUAAUGAUGAGGUCCCUUUGAACAGAAGAAGCCCAACAUUCUUAGUUCUUAAAAACAACUAAGUAGUCUAUGGUGAUUAUGUAUCUUUCAGCUAGUCUGGGAAGUAUAAGAAGAAUUCAAUAUAUGCCAUGUAGACGGAAAGUAAAAUUGGGAAAAAAGGUUGUUUUCAAAUACUUGGAAUAUUUCAAGGGGGGCUUUUUUAAAAAAGUAACCAUAUGUAAUCUGGUCUUUUUUGCAUGCACAAAGGUGCUACACUGUAUGUGUCCUAUCAAGCUAGGGAUAUAGUGUAACAACCUAUUAUGUGUGGAUCCUGGCUGGAAAUAGUGAUAUUCAGUUUGCUGUUGCAUUCCAGUGAGAACUAGGCCUUAAUCCUGCCUCUGGACUAUAUGACUUCAAACUGCAGGUGGGGGAUGCUUACAUGAUUGAAUGUCGUCUUGUAUAUAGAAAACUAGCAAGCCGAGUAGAAGGUGCAGAUAUCCCCAAACACCUUUUUUUAAACAUUCAUUUUUAUUGUUUUUUUAUACCAAUUGGUGCACUGUAAAUAGUGUACAGUAGAAUACUUCAUGAAGUGAACAUCACUUGUGGAAAUGUUUUGAAUGGAGAAACCCAAAUUUACAAUCUCAAUCUUACCGAAUCUGUUGCACUAAUAUAACCAAAGUGCCUGGUUACACAUAGGAAAUAGUUUAAAUGCAAGCGUCACUUUUAGGUAGUUCAGUAGCCUUCUAGGAUGCAAGAUUCCUGUAAAUCCCUGAACCAAAAAAGUUUUGGUGAAGUGGAAUGGUAUAACACCCCAUAGCUAUGUGACCUUUUUAUAAUUAUUCAGCAAACAAACUAGAAGUAACAAAUUAAGUUCCAACCCUUAUAAUUCUUGAAUAAAUCGUUGUGUGGUCUAGGCAUUAAGAAACACUUUCUUUCAUAUCUCUCUCUCUCUCUCUCUCUCUCUCUCAAACCAAUUUCAUAAUAAAGCUAGUAUUUAACAUGUUGAAUACUGCUAGGGGGGAAAGUUUCUUUGAAGAUGGAUACCAGAAAUCGUUUGACAAUUUCAGGAACCUGAUAGAUUCUUAGUGCUGAGAAACUAAAAUGAAAAGUAAAAUCAGUGCAUACAAUUUAUUAGCAGAUCUCACUAUCUAGUUUUGGAAAUCUGUGUUUGAAAUAAAACUCUGAUAAGAUGGAACCAUUGGAAACUACCAGAUCUCCCAAGGUCAGUUAAAAAUGUCAGGAAUAAUCCAGGAAUUAGUAGUAUUUAUCAUUCAAAUACUAUAGGAUUUAGGUGCUCAAAUAAAUGGAAACCUUUCUCUUCUUGCAGAAUGAUGAAAAUGUGUCACUCCACAACAUCACAUUUUCACUUCCUUCAAGCCCAGAACUGCAGGAGCCUGAACCAGUUUAUAAGGUAAACCAACUGUGCUUAUUUCAGAGUUGACCCUUUUGAAUGAAGGAGCUAAUGAAAAAGCAUCAAGUGUGUAGGUCAGCACUAUUUAUUUAUUUAUAGAAUUAUCUUGUUUACCCUUAGUAGGUAUGACAAGGAGAGGAGUUCCUUUAAUUUUUUCUUUCUUUGCAAAGCAGCUGCAAACUCUGCAGACUAUUUUGAGAGAUAAGAAUUGUGGUGGAAAAACUGGGCAAGCAAAGAACCAUGUUGCUAGGCAGAAUGAGGAGAGAAGACAGUUUCAGGAAAAGCACCACUAAGAAACACUUGGCCUAGGGAGCAGGUUUUGUUUUCCAGCUGCUGUUGCCACAUGUAUUUGGUAAGAGGCUUGGGCAGGAUUGCAAACAAACCAAACUUAAGGGAGGAUCUUAACUUCAGACAUAAUGUUGGAGUAGAUUCAGGGAAAUCAGAUUAAGUCUAUUUAUUUCAGUAGGUUUGAUGUAGUUUGAUAUCACCCAGUGGUCUGUUGCCCCCAAGUAAGCUAUAGUUAGUUGUCCAUUUAAUUCUCCAGAACUUUCAAACCAUAGCAUAACUACCAGUGGUGGAGCAUUCACCGCCUGUGUCCAGGGCAUGCAUACACCAGGGUACGUUCAGGACAUGCUGUGGGGUGGGGUAUGUUGCCAGAGCGACCCCUGCCCACUGCUGUAAAGCGGGGCACACUUAUGGGGCACCACAAGCUGUUGCAAAGCAACAGGCAUCACCCUGGCCCCUGCAAGCCCAGUGCUGCUUUUGCGAGUGGCAGUGGGCUCACAGGGAGGGUGUCAUAUGCUGUUGAAUCCUUCUCACUGCACUCUACAGCUGGAGGGCAGCUGAGGACACAACAGCUCACCAUGCGGCAGAGCACCGUGACGCACCCCCCAAAAAACUGCCUGGGGUGAUGGCCCCCCUCAGCCCCCCAUUCUACGCCACUGUUAACUAUGAUACCAGAAUAUGGCCAAUAUUUGCAGUUUUGUUUUGUUUUUUGUUUUCGUUCUCAACAUUUAGUAAUGAAAAUAAUGCAGAGCCUAAACUUUAAAAAGCAAUUUGCUCCUAGAAAAAGAUUUUACUUUCUCUCUUCCCCGACCUCCCGGACAGAUAAGAAUUAUAUUUAUCUACUUCAUGGAAAACAUUAAGAUCUCCGCUUUUUGUUUGCCAGACUGAUGAUUUGCUGAAUGAGAUCACACAGCUUAAAGAAGAUUUAAAGAAAAAGGAUGAAACAAUCAAACAACUAGAGCAUCGGCUUGUGAGUAUAUUAUACAGUAUGCUCUGCAGAGAAUGUGAUAUCUACCAUAAUUUCUAUAAAUCAAUGUGACAGCACUUCUUGUUCACUUGCGUGGGACUAACUUCAAUAUUUAAGUCAGUGGGAAAUCCUUUUAUAGGAGCUGCUUAUGUAAAUUGGAGCAGUCACAGGAAUUCCUGGAUCAGGAGUAUGAUACCUUAGUGUUCUUACAUAUUAUGGCCAUGUGCUGUGUAUGUUAACUUUAGAGCACAGGAUUCUGAAAUAACAGGAGUUCAAACUGCACCAUUCUUCAUUUUAACAUAUCACACUGUCAAUUUAUUUUACACUUAAUGCAGCUGCAUUUAGCAAUUUGUAUCAAGUAUAAGAUUUGACAUGAGAAAUCUAACUAUACUUUAAAGAGCAGCAGAUGAUGUUUCUUAUACUGUAAAGCCAAAAUUACAAUAUUAACACAUUCAGGGGAACUAUUAUGGAAGGAGGUAUUUAAAAAUAAAAAUGAAAAACUCUCCAAACAGUUGAAGUUGCUGUGAAUGAUUUGGAAAUAUUUCAUGUUAAUUGCAGAUAACUGUGAUAUAUUUAAGUGUAUAAAAGUAUCAGGAUAUACAUAUAUGAGUCUAGGUUCCUUUCUGGGAGACACUGGGUUGUAACCCAUGACCUUGUUCUGUUUAGUGCAAGACUUCCACCUGUACAAUGGGAUGGGACUUUAAUUUCCUGUCCUUGCUACUACCCCCCCAUCAGUUAUGGGUUUCUCCCCAACUUUCUGGAGGAGAUCUGGGGGGGUUUGCGGGGAGUGCAUGGGGAGAGGAAGUCCUGUUCUGCAGGUGGAAGCCCUUGAACUAAUGGAAUAACUUGAUGGGUUACAACUCUUUAUAUUCUGCACUGCUGUUUGUGUACAGUUUACACACUGUUCAGUUUACACUUGAAUUAAGUAUUUCUAAUGUCUAUUAUGUGGAUCAGCCUUUGGACCUCUGUAUCCAUCCUUUUCUUCUUUCUUAGCAGCAGUUUGUGGCGCCUGUUUUGCGGUGGUAAAACCCAUGAGAGUACAGAAGGAUUGUUUUAUGGCCUUACUACCUCAUAUUUUGUUUAAUUCAUUUGCUAAUGUUAUAUUGUGUAUUAUACUAUCUGUAAGACAUUUUGAGAUGUUUGUGUAAAGUAACUAAAAAGCGUAAUAAAUAACCAUCAAAUCAUUUGUCUUUUGCGUAUGCAUAAAGUCUGUUAGGUGUGUCUGCGACAGAGACAGCAAGAUAUCUGAACAGCCUGCGUGCACAUAUGCUGACAAAUACACACAGACCUCCUGGAGGAAAAGUGCUGUGAGUAGUUGAUGAAAAGUUACAGUUGUUUAUGUAAGAUAGCUCCUGGUUUAGAUCCAUUAGGUUUCAUCAUCUUGCCAUGUUACCCAGGUUCUUUCAAUUUCUUCUUUUUAGUUGUAUAUAAUUUUAAAGAUGUUUUGCAAUCUGCUACAUUGUAUAUACAUAGUUAUUUAUCGGGUGACGGAGACAUACAGUUCUUUGUGUAUUUUUGUGUGUAUUUUGUGUAUUUUUGUGUGUUUUAAGACUCAUUUGAGUCUUAAAAAUGCAAUUUAGGAUUUCAGAUAAGUAGGAUUUCAGAUUCCAGUCCUUCCUGAUUCCUAAGUAUCAUUUUUAGGAAUGCCAUCAAAAUGCAAUAUAGUGCUAAUGUAAUUCAUAUUAAACUUUAAUAUGAACUGCAGACAUUCCAGAAUCGAAAAACCAUUUUGGAUCUUAGUAAAUCAUUUUAGAUGGGUUCUGUAGUCUAUAUUUAAUUCUUAUGGAUUAAAUUCACGGGAGUGUAUCCAAUAUUUGUCCUACUCAGGAUUGUUCCAUUGAAAUGAAUGGACAUUAGUGACUUAGGUCAAUUAGUUUCAGUGGGUCUACUGUGAGUAUAACUUAGUUGGCUAUAACCCACUAUUUUCAAAUCUCAUGAGAUUUCAAAUCUCAUGAGAUUACCAAUACAUAUUUUCCUGGCAAGGUUACCUCUUUGUCUUUUUAAUAACUGUCAAAUUUUAGUCCUGGGUUUAUUUCUGUUUCCAAUUUUGGAAUCUGAAGUAUUGGUGUAGAUGACAAUAUAAUUCUUUACAAGUUUGAUGUAUUGUAGUAGAAAAUUUUCUCCAUUAGCAUUCAUAAUGCACAGCAGCAGUGGAGCACACAUUUACCAAAAAUAUGAAAUAGCUCUCGUAAGAAAAUUGUGAUUCUUUUGGAUUUCAGAAUAACACUGUACAGCAGCAGAAAUUGCACUAGUUCUAGAUUUGAAUGAGAAAAAAUGGGGUUCACUUGUCCUUACCCCUUUUAGUUAAUUUGAGGUUAGUGUUUUCAUAUUUCUGAGGAGGAAAGAGAGGAUUUCCUAAUUCUAUGCAUCUUAUUCAACAUUGAUGGUUGAGCAUCUUUUCUAGGGUAAAGAAAAAAAUUAUAUGCAAACUGUAGCAAUAUAUUUUGACUGUUGAAAUGGCAAUGAAGUGUUCUGUGAUGUCACAUGCUCUACACAUCACUGAUUUUUAAUGGAGUUUCCUAGCAGUGCAGUUUAUGGGUUGCUAGUAUGCAGAAUGUGUGCCACAAAUGGUACAGGCACCUGUGUGGACUUCAUAAUAUGGCUAGACGUGAACAAAUGGACCAGUGGACCCGGCUGUGGCAUAAUUAGGCCUGUAGCUCUGUCCUGCUCACCUAUUAGUAAACUAGAGGCAAAAUAGCACUAAAAGAAUUGCCCUGAAAUGGCAUUAUACUGCUCUAGUUCUCAUGGCAUAUUAAACCAUGGUUAAAAACAAGCCCAUAUUUUAAUGUGAACAUGCAGUGUACUACUGAAAAGUUCCUGUUGCUAAGUGUGGGUACGUUGCCAGGAAACAAGCCAGCAUCUGGAUUGUGAUGCCUGAACCUUGGCUUGUUUCUCUCUAAACAGAGAAGCAGUAUCCCCAGGUUGUUCUUUGCUUAUUGUUUACAGUUUGUAGGCAGUGAAACAAAUGAAAAGCCAGGUUCAGAUGUCAUCACAAUCCAAACUCUGACUUGUUUCAUGGCAGUGGCAGUAGUAGGGAAAAUAGUAGUUUAACAUGCUGUGCAAACCAGGACAUGAUUUGAGAAGUACUAUAUGGUCUUUAGUUGUAAAUUAUUCUAUGAAACUGCCCCAGAAGCCUCUCCUAUACUAUUUCUAAGAGUUGUUAGUGGACACUUUGUUGUGGACUAGAAUUGAGCUUUAGGGUUUUGUGCUGAAAAAAAAUCAUUCACAUUUUUCAGUACAUGAUUUGGAAGAACAAAUAACAAAAAAAACAUACUCAGAUCAUAGUGAUUGGACGUGUUUUGUAUAUUUGUAGGCCAGGGGUCGGAAACCUAAGGCCCUUGGGCCACAAGCGGCCCGCAGGGGUCGUUUAACCAGCCCCCGAGCCGCCCAUUCGGCGAGUCCCCACGCACUGCGCUAAACCAGCGUGGCACGGGGACUUGCUUCCAUGGCGCCAGAAAUCAUGUCGAUGCAGAUGCCAGAAAUCGCGUCUUCACAGACGCAGAUGCCUGAAAUCGCGAGUGUGUGCAUGAUCGGGCCCAUGGAGGGAUCUCCGCUGGAGUGAACUGGCCCAGGCGCAACCCCUGUUGUAGGCAAAUAAAACUAGCACAGUGCAAUAUGUACUGGAAUUCAUACUUGAUUAGGUUAAAGCAAAACUAUAAACUCAGAACUCCUGAUUUGUCUCUUCUUGACAUUCUGACUCUAAUCUACUUUGAAUAAUUUUUGAAGGACAUUUUAAAUGAACCUCACUUAUUCAUCAGCAAAUUCUAUAAUAUUCUGUAUUUUUAUUCUUGCUAUUUUCAUUUGAAACUAAUUCAGUAUACAGAUAGAUAUACGCAUAUAGGCAUGUUUUAGUUGACCUGUUGAGACCCCCAUAUUGAAUAAUUUUGUUUGUUUAUUUAUUUUUUAAAUUCGUAUAACGGCCUUCAUACAAAGAUCUCAGGGUGGUUCACAGCAUAAAAACACAGCAUAAAAACACAAAAUGCAUAAUAAAAACAAAAACAAGAAGAAUUAUUAGAAACCACUGUCAUUUUCCUAUAGCAGAACAGAAACAAUAACAAAAAAUGACUAGCUGAAAUACUGGGCCCAUAGUAAAUAAUGAGAGGGGUUGAAUGUUUCUCCUAAUAUUCCCCCCAUCCACCCAGAACAAGAUAUUGUUACAUGCCACCUCAGUCCCAGAGCAGUGUGAGAUUCCAGGGUUUCUAGGCACCCAAGUUUGUGUUUCCUUCAGAAUGAGGAACAGCAGAGACUGCGGUGUCUUUAUGAUAUAUAGUUUAUUUACAACCUGAGCCUAUGAUGGAGGGGUUCACUGCACUAACAUCCCAGAAGAGUCUUGCUUCACCCAUAGCCACAGUCUUGGGUACGAGCAGAAAUCAGGCAUACUUCUUCCUCCAGCUUCUAACUUACACACACACAACUCAGCUCACAACUCUGUCUUUAUCUUACUAACUACACACAUCUGCUACACAGAGCCACUUCCUUUGUUACCUUAAUGACCCAUACUUAGAGCUAUCCCCAGAAAGCUUACCCGAUUAUUCCAGGAUUUUGAAUCCUUGCUUAGAUUUUAACCCUAGCUGAAUCCAGAAAUUACUCCCCCCCCCCCAAUAUAAAAUUUCAGUGUUGUAAGUUUACACUAAGUAACUUUUCUUUCAAGUUAAAAAUCAGCUUGGAACAGAAUUAACCCCUUGCGGUAAAAUCGAUUUUUGUGGUCUGAUGGAAUUCUGCAGUGUGCUGUAAUAAUUUGUUUUAAAUAUAGGAGAACCAUUCUUGAAGUGGUGUAUAACCUCCUCCUCCACACACACACACACACACACACACACACGGGGAGGGGGGACAUUAAUUUAUGAUGAUAGGCAAAAUGUGAAGUUAUUUUUCCUGCCCAAUUUUGAGAAGUUGCUAAGGAUAAAAUGGACCCUAAUUAGCCCAAAGUGUGUGGUAGUGUCACUUUCCCUUUCAUUUUAAUAGGGGUAGACUGGACACUUGCUUCAAAAGGAAGGACUUGUGUUUUACCAAAUCAACUACAGUACAGAGCUUCUGUUGCUGCAGUUUUCAGGGCAGGCACGAUGGUAAUGUAUCAAAAUCUGCAACCUAUCCCUGAGUUGUGCUACUUCUGGCUCUGCCCAUGGUUAAUUUUCAGUUCUCCUCCCCCAUUAGUUGUCAAGGGGGGAGAAAAAAGAAUGCAGCAGCUUUGUUUCCACAAAUAGGUAGGCCAGCUCCGCAGCUUAUGACAGAGGGAAACAUUUAAGCCCAUUUUUAAACUUCCCUUUUACACCCCCUCUGCACUAAGGUUACAGCAUUACCUUAGGAAUUACAGCUGUUAAUUCAUCUCUCACAUAAAUAUUACACAAGAGAGAGAUGGGAGGGCAGGCAUGCUAGCAGCUUUAUAAUGCAUUUGUGUACUUCUUUGUUGUAAUUUAUUAAAGAAAAACCUUCAUUGUUAAUAGCUGGUUUUCAAAAAGAUUCAGAAGAAUGCAAGUUAUGUGCUAGGGGUUCAGCCAAAGGAAGAAGUGAUCAUAGCAACUUUGCAGUCCACCAGUGGGAAAAAAAAACUUUUAUUAUUUCAUAUGUUUAACUAUGAAUUACUGAUGUUCAACCAAACCACCAUAGAUUUACUGCAGCCUUGUAGAAAAGGAAGAAAUCUUAUUUAAAGGUUGCUCAGAGUUGAUUCUUCACAUAGGCAACCAAACCAAUGGAUAUUUACGUAACUGUUUUGCAAUACUAUCUUGUCUAUUCUUCAUACCAUUGUACCGUUCAUUGUAUGUUAUCAAAAGUAUCACCAAUAUCUCAUGUAACGUAAAGCAAAGUUGCUGAAUGUUCUACUUGUAUUGCAAGAUUUUGUUUUCUGGAGCUCAGCAUAAUAUAUAGAAUCCACACAUGCAGGUUAUAGAACUAUUUUAAGAAUUUAGUCUCACCUGAAAUUUCCCCUCUAUCUAGCUAACUAUGUAAGAUUUAAAUGUAGUGUGUGUAUAACGCCCACCACAAUAUAAUGACUGCAAUUCCCUAUGUUUCAACUUAGCAAAAUUUGUCCACUCUUUCUAAAGUAGCAGUCCUGUGCAUAUUUGAGAGCAAGUCCUAUUGUGGCUGCCAAAUGCAUUUUUAAAAGGCCGAGUUACUCAGGAUUCUUGCAUGUGUGCACCUGCUGCAGAACAAAUUGAGAGGACGUGGUUUCACUAUCCUCAAAACAGCAUUUCUCUAUUAGCAUGGAGACAAACAAACCAGGCACCCCUUUUUCUACAUUAAAAUGGAGAUUGGUAUUCACAUGAUGAUUACUGCCCAGAGGAUGCAUGAACUGGCCUUCACGUGGCAACCGUUUUAUGCAGUGGCUGGAAUGAAAGGCAAUUGCCAUGGAUAAUUUUUAACCGAUUCUUAAACUAUAUAAGCUUUUUUGGAGUUACAUCUUUUUACAGUCUGAAACAAGCCUAAAACCCAAGCUUGCACUCAAUUGCAAUUAUCCAUGCUCUGAUAAAAUUUUUGUUAGUCUGCAUGUAUUAUAUAUGGGGCUAUCCUUAAAAGAUGGUUUGGAAACUACAGAUAGACCCUGUACCAUGAGACUGUUAACCCAGGGCAUCUCAUUAGAAACAUCUCCCAUCAGUAUCAAAAGAGCUUCACUGACCACCAUUUGAUUUUCAAACCCAGUUUGAGUUGCUCAUGUUGAUGCUAAAGUCCUUUCUCAACAUCACCCUGCCCACAAAUUCAGCUAUCUAUCAACACUCCUCUUCAGUUGUUCUGAUGUUGGACAAAUGUGAUGACUGAAAGAGGGAGUGCACCUAGGAUCUAUUCUGCCCUUUGGGUGCCAGUCUAGCUAUUUUUAUUUACCCAGGACUUCUAAGAAUUUUACAAUUUCAGUAAGCCAUUUUAAUUAGUGUAUUGUCUUGUGUUUAUGCUGAUUGGAUUUUGUGAGUUGUAAUUAUUUGUGUACAUCAGGCUUAACAUCUCAUCCCAGGUGUAAAGUGUGGGUCCCAUUAAAACAUCUUUCAAAGAUCUUGAGGUAUGCAGGCAAUAGAGAAUCUACCCCAAGUUCCUUGCUAUAAUCUUUUCAGGUUUGAAGGGCAUACACUAUUAAAGCCUUCCCUGUUCUUUGGACAUCUUCGCUGAUCUUUAUAAUAAAUUAGAAUUUGAUAAACAAACCACUUACUUCCACCAGGUACUCUGAAACAAUUUUAAAAUGUAUAUAAAAAGGCUAUUCUUGUCUUGAUUGACUUGGUGUUGCAUUUAAUAAAUACAAAUACCUAAAGCCAAUUUUUCCUUCAAAUAUUUUCCAGAAGCAAGCUUUUACAAACCUUGCUGAUCUUUUGAAUUAUUUCAGAUUUAAAAGUACUUGUAAGAGGAACAAUGUGGCUUUUGGUGUUGUUUGCCCCCUCUCCGUUCUCUUUUUUAUUAUUCUUUCUCCCCCAUCUUUCUCUGCACAGGGUGGGUAUUCUGCUCCUUCCUUCUCUCCCUGGCAGGGCUCAUUCCAGGGCAUCCCUCGGACUGUUCCACCGCAGCGCAGACAGAGUGAGUCUGUACUUCUCACUCAUAUCCCUCACUGUGCUCCAGUAGCAGUUUUCCCUUUGCACGCACUGUUCAUUGUGUAGCAUUCUGUUCUUUCAAGCAAAAACAUCAGACACAUGCGAGUCUGUGGUCUAACCUCAGCACCUCUUUCACUUAACGAUAUAACUGCAACUUAACAGCUUUAUCAAAUGGUUUAAUAAUAGAUCUUAAAAGCUACCUGAAACCUUUAUUUCAUCGAUCCUGAAAGUUUGCUUGUUCUCCACCCUUUCAUGGCUUUUAAAGUGCGUGUUUGUCCCGUUUGUUCAUGUUAUCAGCAUGUGUGCUCAUCCAAAUAUAUUUGUUUGAUAUUUGUGGAGAUGUGUUCAUACAAGUCAUACUUUGAUAACAGUAUGUGACACAUUGCUAUAUUUGGAAAAUUAAACUUUUCUUUCAGCUGUGAAGCUUUUCUAAGAGAUCUCUCAAUCAGCAAUGUGCCAGAGUAACAAAUUAAGAAAGUAGUGACUUUUCCAGCAAUGCAUGAUUUAUUAAUAUUACUCAUUAACUAGCAACAGCUUGAUCUAAAAUGGGAUGUUGUUCUUUAGUCACAAUAGAAAAGACAAAUUUGUUGAUUUGUACUGUACUAAAAUAGAGUAGAAAACUAGUAAAACUGAUAUAUUGUGAAGCACUAGCUUAAAUUAUUUCAGGGGAAAUAUAAAGUGGCUACCUUGUUUGUGUAAACAUUUUCAUUUGCUUAUGGUAGAUUUUUUUGCAUUUUAAAUUAUCCAUACCCUAGAACGCUGAUUUGCAAAGUAAGGAUGUAUUCCAAUCAAUUUUAUUAAAAGUUGAGUGGUGAAAUACUUUUUUUAGUAGUUUGAGAAUUUGCAUUCUCAGCUUCAGUUAGAUGCUGCUAAAUAAAUUAAGUAUGGGCAGAAAUUAAGAUCUUCGGCAAUGUUCUUAAGAAUAUAAAAGGAUGAUAACUAAAGGGCUACGUAUGUUGUGAGAAUGCUAUUUGGGAACUAAACAAAGACUGAAUACUAACUGGUAAGCUGUGUGUGUGUGUGUGUGUGUGUGUGUGUAUAUAUAUAUAUAUAUAUAUAUAUAUAUAUAUAUAUAUAUGCUCUCUUUUGAACAGAGCAAAAACCUGCUCCUAUUUUAUAUUGUGGGCAGAAUUGGAACUGAGAACUGGCAUUAUUUCACCCUUUCCCUGGGAUUUGGACUUUGCUAUAUGCAGUUCCUGCUGUGGACAUGCCCCUGUUCUAAAUAGCAACACACGGAUGUGCUGCAUUCCCAACAUGUGGUUCAAAUCCAUGACCCCUGAGAUUCAGGGGGUCUCAUUCCCAAAUGAAUGCCUAGUUUCCAUUAUACUGGACUACACUUGGACGAGGAACUGCUUUGGCUGCUUAGCUGAAUUUGCCUGGGCCCAUCUUCUCAUAGAGUUUGGGUUAGAUAGACCUCUGUUGUGGUCCAACAGGAUGCUCCUUAUGAUCUUAGUAUGUCUUCCAUAUUUGGUGGUUCAUUAAUUUUCAGUGCUAUAAACUGUGCAGUGAAAGUUGCUUAGGGCUAGAAAAUCAGUGAAAUAAGUAAUAUGAAAGAGUUCAGUGGAAUGCACUUACUGGCCUAGUUCACACAUCACAUUAAGCCACAGUUUGAAACAGGAUGGAGCACCUACGGCCCAGGGGCCAAAUGCAGCCCUACUGGCCUCUUCCCAGACCUUGGGACUCUCUCCGAGUAAAGCCCCCUCCCCAACAACACUGUUUCCCCAAACUACACCCCUAACUGGCCUUCCUUCACAUUCUCCUUUAGAGUUUUUGCUUGGCUGGAAUGUGUUCCUUGGACGCUAAUAAUGACCCUUUUUUUAUCUGGAUGGACAAAGAGAGGUGUGUGAGCAUGUGCAGAAACUAAUGUACUGUAGAAAGGAGCUACCCACUUUUGCCUUCCCAGCACUAGCAUGUGGUCCCCACUCCCAGAAGGUUGUCCAGAUGGCAGUAUAAUUUUCAGGCUGAAAAUGUUUUCCGAUUCCCAAUUUAAAACAAACCUGUUUGCUUUUUGUGUUGUCCAAAUCUGGGCUCAUAGUUUGUUUCCUUCCAACAAAUCACAAGUAGUAACCAAGGCUUGUUCUUUGCUCACUGCUUGACAUUUGUUUGAGGGAAACAGGUCCAAACCUGGGUUCAGAUGAAAUGACAAGCCUAAUUCUGGCUUGAUUUGUCUGUGGUGCGGAAUCAGCAGAAGUGUGGAACAGCAGCAUAGGAAGCUGCUUAUGUGUCUAGACUAGGUGUAGUAAACCUGUGACCUUCCACAUGUUGUUGGACUCCAACUCCAAACAUCCAUGGCUGAUGGGAUUGGAAUCCAACAACACAUGAAGGGACUGGAGGCUCCCCCACCCCCCAUUUAGACUGGUAAACUUCAAUCCCUCAUAUCCAGUUGCCUGGAAGCUUCUCUGUAAAGUCUUUGGUAUGUGAACAGUCACAGAAGUGCUGAUUAGUUUGAUGAUCAAAGGACCAAUCAUACCUAUAUUGAGUCAGGAUGGUGGAAGUAAGUGGAACAAAUCUGGCAUAAUUUCAGGAUAGAAACUUGUGCAAAACCAGCUAGGGGUUGGGCAGAGUAGUUGCGGAUUUAGGAAAUUAUGAGCUGUGGAAAUACCCUGACUCAUUUUUGGGUUAGGGAAAGCCAAAAGCUUAUAGUUUAUCACAUAUUACUUUUUGAGCAUUAAUGAUAGACUGCAGACCAGGGGCAGGCAAUGUGUGGCCCUCUGGAUGUUGUUGGAUGGCAGCCCCUAUCAGCCCCAGCCAACAUGACCGAUGGUGAGGAUGAUGGGAGCUGGAAUAUAACAACAUCUGGAGGUGCACAGGUUUCCUACAUCUGAUAUAGACAAAGCCUUCAAAACAAUGUGAUGAGCAGGAAGUCCAGAGGCUAUUAGAAUUUCUGUGUAAUCCUUCAAAUUAUCAUAAUUAGAGUCAAUGCUGAGUUCCUGAUAAAGGUGAGUAGAAAUUAGGUGCCAAGUCAGUUUUGUCCUUUGAAAAGUUGGCAUAGAUUUGUUCUUAAGAUUCAGGGAUAUACAUGCUUUAUGUAAAAGACCUGCGUUAGUACAUUGGAAUAAAAGCUUUCCUCAAUAGGUUUAUAUACACAACCAUGUAAUGAAAGAGAAGGUACUCUUUGGUCAUGGCAAUUGCUCAUUGUUGUGUCUUGGUCCUCUGACACCGCUGUCCUUGUCUUUUUCUUGUCUCUGCUUUCCAUUUUGCUAUUGGCAAGGAGUUGAGGAAUUAGUCCAUUACUUCUAUGAUAAAGCGUGGUACAGUACAACUUCAGAUUUCUUCCUCCUUCCACUUCUUCACUAUUGUGUAUGCUGCCUGCAUGGUGCAUGCAUGUCAAAGUUGUGCAUGCAGAGUUGUCUUGUUUUCUCCAUACCUCAUAACAUUAAUAGGAAAAGGCUGUUUGGUAGUUCUUAAUGAAAUCAAAGUAAAUGUUUCAUCUCACCUGUGUUAUAAGCAAGAGAAUCACAUUUUUAUGCCUGUAUUUUUCUACACCUUACUGAGUGGCAUUAAGUUGUAUGCAAAAUUGCAAAACAUUUGAAGUAAUUUCCAGUUUACUGUGUGUGUCUUAUGUGGCAAUUCUCUUCAUUGAUUUUCUGCUAUUGAGCACCCUGCAACAACUCAUGUAGAACCAGCCUUCACAGGAUGCUGCUGUAUUGUGGCAGGGUAUGUGUGGAUCCUUUAUACUAGAACAUCUAGAGAAAUCUGGAAAUGGAUAAUUUCUAGAACCUAUCUUUAUUGUAAAAAUACAUGUUGACAAUAUCCAAAGGCACAAUUGGUGUUUAAUACUUUGUCAUAAUCUUCUUCCUUGGUUAGACAGCAUUGGAAGUAUUCUACAGCACAAUAAACACAUAGUGCUUUUCUUAGUGCACACAGCAUUGCAUAUGAGUUUUCAUUAAUCCUUAUAACAUCCUUGUAAGAGGCUGUUAUUACGUCCAUAUUACAAAGUGAGAUGGGGAUAUGGUUGGAAGAGUGAUUACUUAAUGCUUCCCAAUGAGUUCAUGGUAGAAAUGAAAUUUAAAUUGGGACCUGACUCACAACUACUCCUGUCAAGCAACAUUAGUUUCACAUUAAUGGAAAGCUCCAUAAAACAGUUUAAACAAGUAGCUAUCAUAUACAUUUCAGUUAGGUCUGUACCAGGUGUUUGCUGGUGAACAACUUAAGGGUGAAAGUAGAGCUUUAGAGGGGAACCUGGCAAUGGAGAUACGUCUUCUGUUUCUCUGACAUUUGCUCCAUAAAACAAAUUGACGUGUUUGACCCCUUCCCCUGCAGCAAUUUUUUUACAUGAGUGCUACAAAGCAGGCUGCUUUUUGUAGUGGGUCAAAGUGUUUGUGAAGGUCCCUCUCCAAUUUCAUCUCAGCCAUGCAGUUUCAAUAUACUUCAGACUAUACAUGUAUAGCCAGCCAGUCAACUUAUUUAACCAGCUAGCUUAUUGAAAUACUUCUGUAACUGAAAGUAAAUGAAAACUCAGGCUUAAAUUAAACUAGACCUAAAUUAAAACAAACUAGUAGUACAUAGGCAUUCCAUACACUGGAAAGCACAUAUUAAUGCCUAUGCAGAUUUCUACAGUUGAUAGCAUUUGUUUCAAUAAAUGGCCUAUUCAUUGUGAUUAUAGAAAAGACUGUAAUUUUGAAUAUGUAAACAUAUUUCUCUUGCUUAGACAGAAGAUACAUCUUUAAACUAAGCUUAUUAAAAGUGGCCAAACCAUUCAAUAAUAACUUAGCAAAUUUCCUUCUGGAUUCAGUAUAAAUGUCAGUAAUAAAAGUACAUAAAAACAAAUGUUUUUGAUCACCUGGGCUCAACAAAUCGAAAACAAGGAAUUUUCUGAUUCCAUUCCUCAUAUCAAGUAGACACAAUUUGGAACAUCAGUAGCCAUAUUCAGAUUAUCAUAUCCUGGAUGAUUGAGCCAAGAUAUGAACAAGACUUGUACCCACAUAGGCAGCUCCUUCAUUCCUCUUUAUGAUGACAUGUUCUCCAUUGGGAUAGGCCAUGAAGGAGGCUUGCCCAGAGGGGAAAUAAUCUGGGAGCAGAAACUGAAGACCCUUAAUGCUAAUUAAAGACUUCCUGGCUUUACUGCAUGGAUGGGUAAAAGGCUUAUGAUAUCUCUGCUUAUUGUUAAUGUAAGAUCAUCCAUAGUGGCCAAUAUGAGAAAUGUUUUAUGCAGGGCAAACCAUGUUAAUACCUGAAAAGAAUGUGGACCGUUUUUUAAAUGAAGAUUAGGAGCAAACUCUUUCCAUCUUUUAGAGAAAUGUUUUCUUAAUUUAGCUAUGAUAAGGUGUGUGUAGUUUUUUUUGCCUGACAUUGAUUUUUUAGAUAUUGUGGAAUGAUCCUAAAUUUGGCAUUGAAAUCCAGUUUCUGGAUUUGAUUCUGCUUUGGUAAUAAGGUAUUAAUCCAUUUUAAGAGGCUUUUAAUACUACAGAAGGAUUCAGAACCUUUUAGCUAUAAAUUUCAAUUCUGUCCUAAUUCAAACUUCUGGCAUAGAAGUCUUUGAUAUCUAUUUUGUGGAAUUUCUAGCUGUUCCGUCUGCAUUGUUCCUCUAAUCUUGGCUCCAUAUGACAAAUUGGGAAAAGAUUUCUGUGUGCCCUACCUGCAGGGGAAUUAAAUUUGGCCAGAUGGCAGGUUUAGCAACCUUUUACUAUGAGAGUGACCCCAAUUGUUAAAGCAAACUGAUUCAAAGAACUGUGAGCAUAAGGAGAAAUGCAUCAAUGCAGUGUAGUGCCACAGUGUAGUGGGGAAUUGGGUUAUUGCAGUCUUCUCCAGUGUGGUGCCUUUCAGAUGUAGUUAGAUUCUCAGCUUGCAUUAUCCCUUAUUUUUGGCUAUGUUGGAUGGAAUAGGUGGAAAUUGAGGCCUAACAUCAUAAGUUGGGGAAUGCUGGAUUACAGUAUUAGAAACAAGAAAUAAGGAAAAUAUAGGAUGCAGCCUAUUAAUUUGAGUAGGCCAUAGAAAGGCUUGAUACUUUGCUUGUGCAAAUGAGGGGAGUCCUUAGGGUCUGGAGUGCUCUUCUGUUAAGUUACAGGGCACAGCCCGCUACAUUAAUGCAUUAGUGCAAAGAUGCACUGCUACGACUACUAACUAGUGAUUUUUAAAAAUGCAUAAUUGGAUGGUAACCUUCGGUAAUGGUAGAAAUGGAGAAAGGAUCUGCACAGUAAAGCUCUGAAUUAUCCCUUUUUGUCUUCAUCAUCCACUGCCAUGCUUCUCCACUUUGACAGUCUGGAGAUGUCAUGGCAGAUACAAGCCAGGACAACCUUUCUGGCUCUUCUGCAUGUCCUUUUCUGUUAACCAUUUCUUUUCUCACUUUCCAUCUCCUAAAAUAGUAAACUGUGGAAUGUUAAGUCCUCCUACACACAGUGUUGCAUGUACUUCCGUGUAACUUUGGAGUCUCCAGCAGCAGUUAAGUGACAUGCACACAUGGAAGUUGGGGUUCUGUCAAGAUUGCUUAGACACAUAUUCACACUUAGGUUGUCAACAUUGUUGUGGAAAACACCUAGUUUACAUACUGUAUUUGUUGUGUGUACCUGCCCUGAGACUAGGAAAUUAAUGCAUCAUAUUUAAUGUUCAAAUCUUCAAAUUGCUUUCUUAGCAAUUCCUUAUGUUGACAGCAACUCUAGGUGCUGGAGGAAAUGUAGAAGAGCAAAGGUGGGCAUACAGUUUAGAAAUAUGAAGAAGUAGAACGUCAAAAAGAUUAUAGGUAGGCACUGGACAAAUGAGAGAAAAUGAAAGAAUUUCAGGCAAGGGGUAGGAUUUACAGGUGGAUUUUCUUCACAUUAUGGUACCUGGCACUUGUAUGCCUUCUUCUAGUAGUAAUAUAUUUUCAUUUCCUUGAGUUGCCAGUAUUUUUACUGGGGCAUAUGGUCAGAAAUGAUGGACUGCUGGGAAAUACAAGAAGUGAAUAAAUAUAAAGAAGUGAGUAAAUAUUACAACAUAAAAUGUUAAGAAAUGUUGAUAGUUUAGAAAUAUUUAAGGUCCUUGGCAUAGUUGUUCCUGCAUUUCUUGGUACAUAUAGAAAAUCAUUAAUAGAGCAGUCAAGUGCAUAUCUGCUCAGAAGUAGGUUUUAUAGUAAAGUGGUAUUUACUGUCAGAUAGAUGUGCCAAGGAUUGCAACUUUAGAAUAUUAAAACACUUUGUGUCAAUAGAAUUCUUUCAUUUUGUAAAGGAGACUUUGCAAUGGCUGUCUGUAGUUAGAUUUCUACAAUACAAGAGCAGUCCUAGAGUGCAGUUAAGAAAGGAGAAGGGGUUUACAUGACUAUAGGAGGUGUGCGUGUAUGGAAAUACACACACACACACACACACGUACGUUGACAAAUGUUAUAGCUCACCCAGUCAUGAAUCUCCAGGACUGGGCAGUUUGAAGACCACUUAAAGCAUCUCUGGCCCAGGGAGAUGCACUUAACCACAUGCAUAAUAUGUGGAUGUUUUCAUUUGAGGCAACCUACACCUUCCAGGCAAGUCCCCAAGCUGCUUUUUAAACUCCCCUAAGCAAUAGAAGAGGGACGCGGGUGGCGCUGUGGGUAAAACCUCAGUGCCUAGGACUUGCCGAUCGUAUGGUCUGCGGUUCGAAUCCCCGCGGCGGGGUGAGCUCCCGUCGUUAGGUCCCAGCUCCUGCCCACCUAGCAGUUCGAAAGCACUCUUAAGUGCAAGUAGAUAAAUAGGGACCCCUUUAUAGCGGGAAGGUAAACAGCGGUUCCGUGUGCUGCGCUGGUGCUGGCUUGCCAGCUGCAGCUUCGUCACGCUGGCCACGUGACCCGGAAGUGUCUUCGGACGGCACCGGCUCACGGCCUCUAGAGCGAGAUGAGCACGCAACCCUAGAGUCGGACACAACUGGCCCGUACAGGCAGGGGUACCUUUUUAAGUAAUAAAAGAGUACAGUUGGGGAGCUACCGAUAAGGAAACUUCUGCUUCACUCUGCACCAUAAAUACUGGCUUGUUGAGAAAAAGUUAUUUUCACUUUUGUUUCAGUCAAAAUAAGAUGGUAAAGCUUGUAAAAAAUUAUUGUGGUUUGGAUGGUUGUGAUGAUGUACUGCAGUGUAGAAGUGUGCGCACACUCUCUUUUUCACUCACACAUGGUGGCCUCCUAAAUCCCUGAUGAUCAUCAUCAUCCAGAGGGGCUUAGGAAGGAAGCAGAAUGUUCUAAAAGUGCUUCUGCAACCUGAUCAAUGGAUGAUUGCUGACCUGAAAAAAGUACAGCAUUUGUACAUUGAAUUCUGAUUACCUGCUUGAGUUUUGCUUUCCUCCCUCUUUCUGUAGUGUAUGGGAAUCCUCCUAGCUUGAUUCUGGUAUAAGCUGUUAUCCGUGCAUAUAUCUUGCAGUCACACCCUUUCCCCUUGUUACUAAUUAUAUUACUUUAUUUUGGGUCACUUUGUAACUGCUUUUAAAACUAGCUUUUCUGGGAAGCUGUGUAGUCUUCUUUCUCCCUCCCACUCUCACAAAACAUUGUAGUCUUCCCUUCAGCCCUGUACAAAGUGACUACAGUGGUGCCUCGCAAGACGAAAUUAAUUCGUUCUGCGAAUUUUUUCGUCUAGCGAAUUUUUCGUCUUGCGAAGCACGAAAUCCCAUAGGAAUGCAUUGAAAAUCAAUUAAUGCGUUCCUAUGGUCAAAAAAAGUCCAAACAAAGCCAAAUUUGGUACAACAAGAGUUUAUUAAGUGCUCUUUAAAGUCACACAUACUGUAAAGAGCAUUUCAAAAUUCAAACCCAGAAAUUUUUAAAAAACAGCAGAGUUGCCCAAUGGUCACAGAAAAUCAUAAAAAUGCAGGAAAAAAAACACAAGCUUCCAGAUUCUUGCAAACCCCUCCCCAACUGUUCCUCCAGCCACCCAGCACACAGAAAUUCAAAUCCAGAAUUUUUUUAAAAAAACAGAGUGGCCCAAUGGUCACAGAAAAUCAUAAAAAUGCAGAAAAAAACACACAAGCUUCCAGAUUCUUGCAAACCCCUCCCCAACACUAAGUCCUUGAAUUCCAAACACUCCAACCCAAGAUCCAAAACCCCCCAAAAAAGUUUUAAAAGCUUAACUUACCAAAUGGUUGCAAAAGAAGUUUUGGAAAAGCUUCAAAAAUCACCAAAGUCUUUAAAAACCUCAAAAAAGGCUACUAUGUACACUGCGUUCUAUGAGUUGCUCCUCGAAGUCAAGUCGCAACUGUAUUAACAGUGUUAAGAAAAAGGAAACAAAUUUGCAAGAUGUUUUCGUCUUGCGAAGCAAGCCCAUAGGGAAAUUCGUCUUGCGAAGCAGCUCAAAAAACGGAAAACCCUUUCGUCUAGCGAGUUUUCUGUCUUGCGAGGCAUUCGUCUUGCGGGGCACCACUGUAUACUCAUGCAACAGUGGUGUGUCAUCUGACAUCACAUCUACAAAGCUAGGAUUGCUAUACAGAAAUUCACUGAGAACAAAAAUAGGCUAGCAACCCAGUCCUAACAUAUACAGAGCUGUAUCUGCCCACAGUGUUGACAUAAUGAUCAUUGUAAUGCCAUUUUUACAUUUGCGGUUUAACGUGUCGCAUUGGCUCAGUUUGCAGUUGACACUAAGCUAAAACACAGCUUAGCAUGAAUGAGUAAGGCCUUGGAUAGGAGAUCAGGUUCACUUUACUCCCCCAGUUCUACUGCUCUCCUGUGAAAUAAGCCACAGUGGGGACAUCUCUGCCCCACAGACCUAAUCAGACCCACUGAGCUUCCACAUUUGGCCCACUAGGCCGUUUUGGUUAAGCCAUGCUCACAUGUCCUACCCCUGAUGUCAUCUGUAGCAUGAAGUGUGUGGCAGGUAAAGGUACAGCUCUUUGCUGAAAUUGGGUUUGUAGGCACCACUGGUCAGCAGCACUUGCAAAGCCCUAUGCCUUUGAAACCACUGACACGCAACUGAUCAGUGGAGCUUGCACUGAGCCUUUGUUCACAUGGUUUGAUGUCAGACCAUGUGGGCAAAGGAAAAUGCCACAUGAAGGGUGAGGGAGGUUCGCAUCUGACCCACUGACUAGCUCUAGUUCCCCAUCUGAACCUAGACUCAAUGGUUUGUCUGGAGUGAGACAAACUAUGAACCCUGGUUCAAAUUACACACUAAGCCAAGCCAUAAAAAAGCUCAGAGCAGCACAGCAGGACAGGGAGCAGCAAAGCAGCAGAAAUAUCUUUUCCAGGAACUUCCACAUUUGCAAUAAGCCAAUGGCUUACAGUUGUGUGUGGUCCUGGUCUUUGACUAGCUCUUGAUACAUUCCAACUUAGGUAUUUAUGUAGAAAACUUGGGACUGGAUAGUCAGUAUGUUCCACUAAUUUGCAGUGUGUUGAUCUUGUGAGGGGCCAGGGUACUCCAAACUAUAGUCUCAAGGUCUUUCACUUUCUAAAGUUAUAGGAGAGGGAGGAGCACAUUGAUAUUUCUUACAGAACUAAAUGUAAGCCUUUGUGUAGGGUAGGGUUUUUUUAAGUGCCCAAAAUUCCAUUGGUAAAAGGAGAUGAACCUAUACAUAACAUGCAGUGAACAUACCGUAUUUUUCGCUCCAUAGGACGCACUUUUUCCCCUCCAAAAAUGAAGGGGAAAUGUGUGUGCGUCCUAUGGAGCGAAUGCAGGCUUUCGCUGAAGCCUGGAGAGCGAGAGGCAUCGGUGCGCACCGACCCCUCUCGCUCUCCAGGCUUCAGGAAACUAUCCGCAAGCCUUGCAAGCCCGGUAGGAGUUCCCGCGGGCUCACAAGGCUUGCAGGCAGCAGCCUGCAGCCCCGGCGAGUGUCCGCAAGCCUUGCGCGCCCGGCAGGAGGUCCCGCCGAGCGCGCGAGGCUUGGGGCAGCAGCCUGUCGCCCGAAGCACGGGGAGCCCUCCGGAGGGCUCCCGUGCUCGGGCGAGUGUCUGCAAGCCUUGCGCGCCCGGCAGGAGGUCCCGCCGGCGCGCGAGGCUCGGGCGGCAGCCUGCAGCCCGAAGCAUGCGAGGCUUGGGGCGGCAGCCGCGGCGGGGGGGGGGGAAUAAUUUUUUUUAUUCAUUUCCCCCCCAAAAAACCGAGGUGCGUCCUAUGGGCCGGUGCGCCCUAUAGAAGGAAAAAUACGGUAAUAGGCUGCUUUAUCUUACCCAUUUCUGUCUGCUCUGACAGGUGGUAGUUUUUUGAGGUCUCAGGCAAAGAUCUGCUACCUGUGUUCAUUUAAAUUGAGGCAGUAUGAAUGUGGCUAUUGUACACAAAGCUCAUGCUCUUUCACUUAGAUAUAAGUUCUUUGUUGUAUAUUUACAUCCUUUUCUCAGGUGUGGCAAUUGCAAUAUAAUGUUCCUAAACUCAGGGUUCAUUCUGUAUAAUUGUAUUAUGCAGUGACUUCAUUAAAAAUCUCUCUUUUUAAUCACUAGCUUUAUAAUCAAACCUUCAAUUCAUCUGUUUUCUGUUUCUUGAAAAAAGUAUUUUCAAUCCAUUGCAAAGUGUUAUUUAAAAAAAGGGGGGGCAGCAAAUUCCUUAUGUCAACGGCGGGUAUGCAGCUCUUGCCCUAGUUGCAAAAGCAUUCUGCAAGCUCUCAGUUCAGACCUUUGACAACAACAAUCAGACCAUCUGCUGGCAGCCCAUUGAGCUGUCAGGGAGCCGGGAGAGAAGCUUGGCCUUACCUACAGUUGACUUGUGGCCCCUUUAGGUUACCUCAUGGUAAAGCAGCCCUCAACAGAAGAAAAGGUUUCCCCUCCCCACCUUAUAUAAUAAAACCUUAAGAAUUUUAUUCAUAGCUGUAGCGUAUGAGCACUUAAUAGGAAAUUAUAGGUGUAACUUCUCAUUUACAUGUGUGUGCCAUUAAAUUUGCUUACCAUUUCUUGGGCAUCAACGUUCUUUUUGCUGCAAUAGUAUGUGUGUGUGGGUUUUUAUUGUUUGAUCUGGCUAUUUUUCCUGCUACAAUUGAGUUAAUAAAUUUUCCCCUGUGUUGCACAAUUUAUUUGAGAUUGCUGGAUUUUAUUCUUUUGUUGUUUCAGAUGUCUGGAAUGUGCUUCACCUGUUUUUCAAAUGUAAACUUUUGAGGGAAAAGCUGGAUUUCAAAUUACCCUAACAGAUCAGUGUGUCUUUCAUUUAUAUUAGCUGAUUUUUACCUAAUUGUUGGCAUGUAACUCUCUCUCCUGUAGCCUCAAGUACUACAGCCUUCCAGCCACCUUCCCAGUUUCACAGACCUCGCCCAGGGAAAAUUAAUAAAAACGUCACUCAUCGGGGCCCACAAUGAACCAACAGAAGACCAAAAGAAAAGUGCUGGCCAUGAAUCUCAAAAUGCUGCAGAUGGCUCCUUCACCAAUAGCCUAAAUGAACUGAGCACUUUAAAUACACAGUUAAAUGUAAGAAAGUCAGAGGAGAAUGCACAUUCCACCAAGAAUGUAAAAGUUAGAGAGAAACCUAAAGAACUGUCUGGUAGAAAAUUUAAUACGCUACAUUCGCAUCCCUCUUCUCACUCAUCUUCCCAAGUAAAUGCUCAAGAAGUGCAGACCAAAUUAGUUCUAAAAAACAAUUGCUCACGGACAAACCAGGCUUCAGCGCCAAAGAGUUCAAGAGCCACCAAGACUCCGAAGCAGAAUGCUUUAGUGCCUCCUCCAGUAACGGUUGCAGCAGCAUCUGCAGAUGGCUCUUCUGCUUCAAAGGAGCCUGAACAGCUGCCGCCAAGCUACCCAACACAACUGCAGCUGGCAUCAAGUCAGUCUGACCUGAGUCAUAAGAGCCAGAAAAUCUCAAAGCUUCGUCCUCCAACGAUUUCCUUUAGGCCCAAGCAAAUGACAAAUCCAAAAAUCAUGCCUCCUGAAUCUCAGAAUACCUGGUCAAAGACAAACCACUCAAGGCAACUAAUACAAGCAAAAGAAAAUAUGCAGAAUCAAGAUUCAAACAUUCAUUCUGGUGACUGUGUGGCUCCUAAUCGGCAUUCCCGCCUCCCUAAACCAAAGACAUAA